Messenger RNA from Xenopus laevis (African clawed frog), 1080 nucleotides. Its product is annotated as olfactory receptor 1509-like. Bases 85 to 1080 code for a protein of 331 amino acids. Lineage: Eukaryota; Metazoa; Chordata; Amphibia; Anura; Pipidae. The transcript has a single exon. The record is from RefSeq and is a predicted model, not a curated record.
UAUUUUAAGCAAUAACCUUACUUUUGUAGGUCUGAUGAUUCUGGCAUUUCAACAUCCAGUCCGCUCCAUACUGUAUGUUCACAAAUGGAAAAUUCAACUAAAGUAACAGAAUUUGUUUUUGUGGCCUUUGCAUUUUCCCAUAGAGUCCAACUCUGUAUGUUUUUUAUAUUCUUUAUCAUUUAUGUUUUGCUGCUGAGUGGCAACGUUCUCAUCAUGAUGACAAUUAGAACUGACCCUCGUCUUCAUUGUCCUAUGUAUUUUUUCUUGUGCAAACUUUCCUUCAUUGACCUCUGUUACUCAACUGUGACCGUGCCCAAAAUGUUGUCAGACUUUCUGUACGACAGGAAAACAAUUUCAUUUCAUGGAUGUAUAACCCAACUCUACUUUUUUCACUUCUUUGCCUGUGCUGAAUGUUUUCUUUUCACAGCUAUGGGUUAUGAUCGCUAUGUAGCUAUCUGCAAACCAUUACACUACUCCACAAUAAUGAAUACAAAACUCUGUCUGUGGAUGGUGGCAGCAACCUGGGCCAUUGGCUUUGUCCACUCAAAUAUUCAGACUUCUCUAACAAUGGGGUUGCCUUUUUGUGGUCCAAAUGAGAUAGACAGUUUUUUCUGUGACAUCCCCCCAUUGAUUAGACUAGCAUGCACUGACACAACCAUGAUAGAAGCUAUGAUAGUGGCAAAUAGUGGAUUUGUUUCAUUAGGCUGCUUUUUAGCUGUUUUGAUUUCGUAUAUUGGAAUUGGCUCAACUAUUUUAAAAAUUCACACAUCUAAAGGAAGACAGAAAGCAUUUUCCACUUGUGUUUCCCACCUCACUGUAGUAACUUUUUUCUUUGGUCCAUGUGUCUUUAUCUAUAUGAGACCCUCAACCACCUUUAAAGCUGAUCGAGUUGUGACUGUAUUUUACACAGUGAUUGCGCCCAUGCUAAAUCCUGUCAUCUACACCUUGAGAAAUGAGGAAGUCAAAACAUCCAUGAAAAAAAUCUGGGGUAAGAGCAGGCUGUGUAAUGGAAACACUCGCAAACACUGUGCAAAUGUGUCUAGUAAACCACAACUACCAGCCAAUAGUAAUUUAACAUAA